AUCUAAUCGACACACACACAAAAAUAACAUGUUAAGAUGUUGCAUUUUGGUAUGAGUACAAUGAUGAAAUAAGACGCACUACGUGCAAAAAAGUACUGAUAUACCUAAUUUUGUUCGUUUGGCACUUGAACGACAUACAAAUAAUGAAACAAACGUGCUCACUGUAUUCACCAGCUUAGGUAGAUGAUUUCUACAUCCUAUUUUAUUGUGAAAUGUGUACCGGAAGUUGUGUCUGGUUCACCGCAGGGCAGCUUGAUGCUUGUCAUGUCGACGUCGCUACCGUGGAAACCACAACCGAGCAGUCUAGCGGCAGUCGAUCCUCCCAUCAGUCCGCACGUCCAUCCGCUGAUCCCCCAAAACAUGGACGCCGCCAACUGAGUGGAGGAGACGAGCAGAAUCGUCGGAAGGCUUGAGAAGGAGGCAUCAGCGAAAAGCCAGGCGGCCAGCAUGCCGCUGGUGAAGAGAAGCAUCGAGCCGAGGCACCUGUGCCGCGGAGCGCUGCCGCACGGUGUGACCAGUGAGCUGGAAUGUGUCACCAACAGCACGCUCGCCGCCAUCAUCAAGCAGCUGGGAGGCCUCAGUCGCCACGCCGAGGACAUUUUCGGCGAGCUCUUCAAUGAAGCAAACAGCUUCUACCUGAGGAUGAGCAGCCUGCAGGAACGCGUCGACCAACUGGCGGUCAAAGUCACUCAGCUCGACUCCACGGUGGAAGAAGUGUCCCUGCAGGACAUCAACAUGAGGAAGGCCUUCAAGAGCAGUACCAUCCAAGACCAGCAGGUGGUGUCCAGGACGUCGGUGCCCAACCCGGUGGUGGAGAUGUACCGUCGCUGUGACAAACCUCCUCCGCUCAACAUCCUCAGCCCCUACAGAGACGACAAGAAGGACGCGCUCAAGUUCUACACGGACUCGUCCUACUUCUUCAACUUGUGGAAGGAGAAGAUGCUGCAGGCCACCGAGGACAAGCGCAAGGAGAAGAGGCGGCAGAAAGGCUGUCCGGCCCAUCCAGACAGGUCCCACUCCAGACAGGCCCCACCCAGGAGCCCCCUGUCCAUCUCUCAGGAGCAGCAGAGGCAGGUGGACGACCCAGGCCGAGAAGUGAAAAAGGUGCGCAAGGCUCGUAACCGGCGCCAGGAGUGGAAUGUGCUGGCCUACGACAAGGAGUUCCGACCCGAUGCCAGGCUCACGCCCUCCCCUUACCAUGGCACGUCCCCCGAGGGCUCCUUGUCACCUGAUAGCAGGUCCGCGGCCUCCGACUCGUACCCCGCCAGUCCCAGCCACCCCUCGACCCAGGCCUCCGCCACAGACCGCCACAACAGGGACCACUCGGGUGCGGCCGCCCAGACCCAGUCUCUGGAUCGGGGGCUCAGGCCGGCCAACCAGCCAGCAGGAGGGGCGGGGGUGGCCGGGCGCCACGCCGCCUCCCUGGGCCGGACCCCAUCGGGUCAGGCGAGCCAGGCCGCCGGCGAUCUGACUGUCAACGGGCCCAGGCAACCGCCGCUCAAGGACUACCGCACCGGCCACGGCGGCGGCCAGCCCUCCACGAUUCCAGAGUACUACAUCCCGCCGGCGCCCCCGCCGCCUCCCCCGACCAUCCCCUCCGCUCAGACCGCCUUCGACCACACACCGGGCCCGCCCUGCGGCGCCGCCUCGGCCGUGCUCCCCGCCUCCUCUGCCCUCUCCCGUCCCUACUCGCCCUCCCCUCCUCCGCCCCCCGUCAACUAUGUCCCUUCUCCCGCCCACCCUCCAUCCGGGGCGCCACCAGCCGCUCCGCCGCCCCCUCCGCCCGGUGGUUCCAUGGGUCACCAGGCGCACCCCUCGCCAACGCGCACCGCUGUGGGUCAGGCGGCGACGAAUGCCGCGCCCUCCGCCAGGAAGGGCGCCGUGCUGGGUAUGAUCCCAAUGAGCGACGCCCGCUCCGACCUGCUGGCUGCCAUCCGAAGAGGUAUCCAGCUGAGGAAGGUGCAGGAGCAGAGGGAGCAGGAGGCCAAGCGCGAGCCGGUCGGCAACGAUGUGGCCACCAUCUUGUCUCGACGCAUCGCCGUGGAGUACAGCGAGUCCGACGACGACUCCGAGCUGGAUGAGAACGAGUGGUCCGACUAAAAAUCCGUUUUGCUUCAGUGAGGCGCCGCGCACGUUGUCGACAGGUUUUCUCCUUUAAAUACCAACUGUUGAAAAGUUUGAGGUCAUGUUUUGCGGGGGCGGGGGUGAUGAAAAGCACUUUGUUUUCUUCAAUGCAGAUAAUAUUAAAUAGAGUGGGCCCCAGCACACCUGUGGUUUGCCACCCGAGGAUUCACAUAUCGGUCGAUUUAUCUGUUUUUUUUUGUUUU
Messenger RNA from Hippocampus comes (tiger tail seahorse), 2327 nucleotides. Its product is annotated as wiskott-Aldrich syndrome protein family member 3. Gene Ontology annotation, biological process: actin cytoskeleton organization; positive regulation of Arp2/3 complex-mediated actin nucleation. The record is from RefSeq and is a predicted model, not a curated record. The coding region runs from base 448 to 2100 and encodes 550 amino acids. Gene Ontology annotation, cellular component: SCAR complex; lamellipodium; cytoskeleton. Gene Ontology annotation, molecular function: actin binding; protein kinase A regulatory subunit binding; Arp2/3 complex binding. The transcript is spliced from 11 exons. Lineage: Eukaryota; Metazoa; Chordata; Actinopteri; Syngnathiformes; Syngnathidae.